AUACAGGCAGCACACGCUGGUACCAACAGUCUCUUGUAGUCCGGGGCCCUCGAAUGCCUGCAGCAAACUCGUAACCUUGCCGCCACCCGUCCACCUUGGCCACUCAGUCGCAGGGUUGCAUUUCCCACCCGUUUUGUCCUCACCUCAGGGACCCAGGGUAGCCCGCCUCCAUUUCCACCUUACCUACCGCUAGCCUAUCUACCCUUUCCAUCCCCUCCCAAAGGUAAUAAAUAAUAUACCUCGAGCCGCCGUCAAACCGCUUCUCCUUCCUCUCCUCUUCUCUUCUCCUCCCAACACCACCGAGUUGUUCGCCAAUAACAUACCCUUUUACCGAUCCCGAGGGCGUUGCUGGACGAGACCACACCCACGCCCCAUCUUGCUCCCGCGUGCCAGCACAGCAUGGCGUCCGCCUCGACGAACGUCUCCGGGGCUGUGGCUGCCCCGGCCUUCCCUGACGGCACCAACGACUACAAGCCUCUACGGUCGAGCAAGUAUGACUUGAAGAAGCCGCACAUCACGGAAUUCCCCAUCACCUGGGGCAACUGGUACCAGCACGUUAACUGGCUUAACACAACCUUCAUCAUCUUCGUGCCCCUGCUCGGCAUGAUUACCGCCUACUGGACUCCUCUCCAUCCCAAGACUGCCGCCUUUGCCAUCUUCUACUACUUCAAUGCCGGCCUCGGUAUUACAGCGGGAUACCACCGACUCUGGGCUCACAGCUGCUACAAGGCCUCGCUCCCUAUCAAGAUUUAUCUGGCUGCCAUGGGUGCUGCCGCUGUUCAGGGCUCCAUCCGCUGGUGGUCGAGAGACCACCGAGCUCACCACCGCUACACUGACACCGAGAAAGAUCCUUACUCGGUCAGGAAGGGCCUGUUGUACUCUCACAUCGGCUGGAUGGUCAUGAAGCAGAACCCCAAGCGCAUCGGACGAACUGACAUCUCCGACCUGAACGACGACCCCGUCGUCGUGUUCCAGCACACUCACUUCCUCAAGUGUCUCAUUACCAUGGCCCUCGGAGUUCCUAUUCUCGUCUGCGGUCUGGGUUGGGGAGACUGGAUGGGCGGGUUCAUCUACGCCGGCAUUCUCCGGAUCUGCUUUAUUCAGCAGGCUACCUUCUGCGUCAACUCUCUUGCCCACUGGCUCGGCGAUCAGCCUUUCGACGACCGCAACUCACCCCGCGACCACGUCAUCACCGCUCUCGUGACCCUCGGCGAGGGCUACCACAACUUCCACCACGAGUUCCCCUCGGACUACCGCAACGCGAUCGAGUGGUGGCAGUAUGACCCGACCAAGUGGGCGAUCUGGACCUGGAAGCAGCUCGGCCUCGCCUACGACCUGAAGCAAUUCCGCAAGAACGAGAUCGAGAAGGGCCGUCUCCAGCAGCUGCAGAAGAAGCUCGACCAGAAGCGCUCCAAGCUCGACUGGGGUAUCCCGCUGGAGCAGCUGCCCGUCAUCGACUGGGAUGAUUACGUCGCCGAGGCCAAGAGUGGCAAGGGCCUCGUCGCUAUCGCUGGUGUCAUCCACGACGUCACCGACUUCAUCAAGGACCACCCCGGUGGGAAGGCUCUCAUCUCAUCCGCCAUCGGAAAGGAUGCGACUGCCAUCUUCAACGGCGGUGUCUACGACCACUCGAACGCGGCCCACAACCUGCUGUCUACCAUGCGUGUCGGCGUCCUCCGCGGAGGUUGCGAGGUUGAGAUCUGGAAGCGGGCCCAUAUGGAGAAUAGUAAGGACGGCGCCUACGUAACGGACUCUUCUGGCCAGCGCAUCGUCCGAGCCGGCGAUCAGGUUACGAGGAUCGCACAACCUCUUGCUAGCGCUAAUGCGGCAUGAGCUCGUCGCUUGUAGGUGACGAUCGGGAUGGCUGGUCGCGUUAGGGGUUACGGAACGCGGUUUAUUCGCUCGGGAGGACGGUCUAGAGUAUCACCGUUUCCUCUCCGCCUAAAAUGGGGAGAGAGAGGAUGUGGGGUUAAUAUGGGCGGUCACGGUGCUGCUUGUUGCACGUAGCCGCACGAGGCACGCUGGCUGGAGACAGCCCCUUUCUCUUGUAGUGCGCAGACCAAAAUGGCGCGACGCAACUAUACCUAGCAUACAUCGGGGCAACUCGUCCUCAGGCGUUUAG
Messenger RNA from Durotheca rogersii, 2122 nucleotides. RefSeq names its product acyl-CoA desaturase 1. The record is from RefSeq and is a predicted model, not a curated record. Bases 400 to 1833 code for a protein of 477 amino acids. Gene Ontology annotation, molecular function: heme binding; stearoyl-CoA 9-desaturase activity; iron ion binding. Gene Ontology annotation, cellular component: endoplasmic reticulum membrane. Gene Ontology annotation, biological process: unsaturated fatty acid biosynthetic process. Lineage: Eukaryota; Fungi; Ascomycota; Sordariomycetes; Xylariales; Xylariaceae. The transcript is spliced from 2 exons.